Messenger RNA from Carassius auratus (goldfish), 4371 nucleotides. RefSeq names its product cadherin 15, type 1, M-cadherin (myotubule) (gene cdh15). Lineage: Eukaryota; Metazoa; Chordata; Actinopteri; Cypriniformes; Cyprinidae. Gene Ontology annotation, biological process: multicellular organism development; cell-cell junction assembly; cell migration. The transcript has 14 exons. Bases 309 to 2714 code for a protein of 801 amino acids. Gene Ontology annotation, molecular function: beta-catenin binding; cadherin binding; calcium ion binding. Gene Ontology annotation, cellular component: adherens junction; catenin complex; plasma membrane. The record is from RefSeq and is a predicted model, not a curated record.
UCUCUUCAUUGGAGGUAUGUAUUGGUCACUGAAUGGGUCAGGGAUUUUCAAACCUAGAAGUUGUGGGGUGUGUCCAUGGAAGAGUGUUGUGGGGGCUGGGUUCAGGAGGCCCUGCGCACAUGUGCUGUCACUCAACUACCCUGCACAGACAACCCAGACUGAGAGACGAGGAACAAGAGCUUCUAGUAGCCUGGAGACGGCCGUGUCCCUGCCUCAUUGAAAAAUUUAGCUUGGACACUGCUGUCCAAGUCUCCAGUGUUGUAUCACUUGGCAGUGGUUCAUUGUGAACAUUGAGGAUCAAAAGCCAGAUGAUGAAGGUUGUGGCGGUCCUGGGUGCACUGAUGGCUGUUGUCUGUCAGGUCAGCAGCAGCAGUCAGGUAACACAGAGUGAUCUGAAGCCAGCUGCGCUGUACCCCUGGAGACACAGGAGUGCAGGUCCACAGGUCAGGGUCAAGAGAGACUGGAUCAUUCCACCAAUCAGAGUGUCAGAAAACAGCAAACAGCUCCCUGAAGAUCUGGUCCAGAUCAAAUCAGACAAGGUUUUCACUGGGGAGGUGAUAUACAUGCUGGAGGGACCCGGGGUUGACCAGGACCCCAAAGGCCUCUUUGAAAUUGAUGAAAAAACAGGAUGGAUCAAGAGCAAAAUGCCGCUAGACAGGGAAAAACACAAGAGCUUUAAGCUCAAGGCUUUCGCACUUUCCCCAAGUGGAGAGAGACUGGAAAGUCCCACCACGAUUGAAAUCUACGUUUUAGAUCAGAAUGACCACAGGCCUGAAUUUACCCAGAAGGAGUUUGUCGGCACUAUCCCAGAAUUCUCUGUUCCUGGAACUUCAGUAAUGCAGGUUACAGCGAUAGAUUCUGAUGAUCCAAUGACAGAAAACGCAGCUCUGAGCUACUCCAUCAUUGGACAAGAGAGCAUCCCUCCUCAUGGCAUCAACAAGACCAUGUUUGGCAUUAACAACAAAACUGGAGUCAUCUACACUCGGGAUGUGGGACUAGACAGAGAUGUGGUGCAGUCUUUCAGGCUGACUCUGCAGGUGGCUGACAUGUCUGGAAUGGGCCUAACCUCCACCGGUCGUGCCAUCAUUCACAUCUCUGACAUUAACAACCAUGCUCCGAAAUUCCAUCCUACCAUGUACAACAUGAAUGCAAUGGAGAACAAGUACAUCAUGGAGCUGGGCAGGGUCAAUGCGACAGAUAAGGACCAGAAAGGUGGAGAUAACUGGAAGAUUAAGUACACCAUUGUAAAUCCUUCAGGGCACUUUGCCAUCCGCACAGACCCAGUUUCCAACCAAGGCAUCAUUUCUGUGGCUAAGCCACUAGAUUAUGAAUCCCAGGCCGAGUACAAGCUCAUUGUCAAAGCAGAGAAUGAAGUCAGGCUUAAAGCCCCAUACGAACAAAUACACAGUGCUACAGUCACCGUCAGAGUGAUGAAUGAGAACGAGGCUCCAGUCUUCUAUAAAAACCCCAUUAAAGUGACUGUUGCGGAGUCCAUUGUUCCCGGUACUGUCCUGGUCUCAGAUAUUGCUCACGAUCCAGACAAUGCCAAGCUAAGGUUUGAAAUCAUCCAGGAUCCUGAGAGUUGGCUUGCUAUCAACCAUGAAACUGGACAAAUCACAGCCAGGAGAUCCUUCAAUAUCCGGUCCCCCUACGUCAGAAACAACAUUUACCCUGCUAUUGUGAAAGUCAUAGAUCAGGACGGUGAUGGCAUCUCUGCAACAGCUACAUUGGAGGUCAAUCUGUGGGAGACCAAUGAUUACCCACCAGUGCUGAUACCCUUGAGUGGGACAGUGUGCAGUAAUCAGGACAGAGAUAAGCUGGGCCUUCUGCUUAGUGCUGUGGAUGAGGACAUGUCCCCUCAAGCUGACCCCUUCACUUUUUACAUUGCUGAUCAAAACGUGGCUGCCAACUGGACCAUCAUAACUCUUAAUGAGACCCAUGCGGUUCUCCAGCCACUGAUAGACAUAGAGAAAGGGGAAUUCUCUAUUCCUGUGCUCGUAUCAGACUCUGGCUCUCCUUCCCUUUCCUCUAAUGCUCUGGUCAACGUGACUGUGUGUCCCUGUGACAGUUUCGGUGACUGCAGGAGCUACACCGCAGCCGUCUUUGGAACCAAAAUGGGAAUAAGCUUCAUUGCCCUUAUGAUUAUUAUGGGAUGCAUUGCUCUUCUGUUGUUUCUGAUUGUUCUUGCUGUGGCGGUGAAGGGCUGCACAAGGCAGAACAUUAGAAAAGGAGAAGGUCUGUUGGUCGGAGUGUCUGAUGAUGACAUCCGAGACAAUGUCUUUCACUACGAUGAGCAGGGAGGAGGAGAAGAGGAUGAAGAUGCAUUUAAUAUUGAUUUUCUGAGGAACCCAAGUGACAUGGUCCCUGCCCCAGCUUCAUUUUCCCCACAAGACUGCAGCCUGCCCAGGAGAAAACAGCCUCUAAGGAAAGACGCACCCCAUAACCUGCCUUCUCCUACAUAUCCACGCAAACCCCCCGGAGACCCAUCAGACAUAGAAGAUUUCAUCAAUGUUGGGCUUGACGCUGCUGACCAUGACCCUAACGUCCCACCAUACGAUACAGCCCUGAUCUAUGACUAUGAGGGCGAUGGGUCGGUAGCAGGCAGCCUCAGCUCUAUCGCUUCCAUGGGCUCAGACGGUGACCAUGACUAUGACUACCUCAAUGACUGGGGACCACGGUUUAAAAAACUGGCCAACAUGUACGACCCACGUUAGGCACCAGACUGAUCCUUUUGUUCAAAAUGUCCGAAAUACUCUCAUACAUGCAUGUCCUUCAAAACUCUAUGCAAAUCAAAUGUCCCAUCUUCAGUAUGAGAGUGCUCAUGAUGUAAGGACGAGGGGCGGAUUACAUUAUUGAUAUUGUAGAUAAACGGAGGUCUCCAUCAAUUCCCCAGUGAUCAGUGUAAAGGUCAUCAUUGUCAAAAAGAGACCGCACACAGUUUUUUUCCAUUCCUUCAUGGAUCAGUGAACCAAUUCAACAUACUGAUGUGACAAGUGCUUACUGUGGGCCAGAGUGUAAAUGGCUCACAUUAUGAAUGCACAAACUGGAGGGAAGAACUUUGUGUUAGUGCAUACUGAUUAGACAUGGUGCAAAAAGAGAUGCUUUGUUCAUAAACCAUGAGUCAUGUUCUUGUGAGAUUAAUUUAGCUGAUGACCAAUACAGAGAUUUUCUGUACAAAAGAAGAAUUCACCCAAAAAAGAUAUUGGUAUUCAUAAAUUGUCAUUUACUUAUAACCAUCGUUCUAAACCUAUAUGACUUUCUUUCAUCUAUCGAACACAGAAGGAUGUUUUAUAUUGUGGUACAACUUCAGAGCUGCUCUUUUCUAUAUAUAAAAGAUAUUGUAAAAUAUGGUGCAUCAAGUUACACAGUGACAAAUUUGAACAGUAGUAACACCAAGGGACACUGGUUUUAGCGUAUAAAGAGAGAGUGAAAGCACAACUGAGAAAUAUACAAUUUUAUGUGAUUAAAAAAAUAAAAUAAAUGUAUGGUAGUCAAUAAAGAGGAAAGAAGAAAAUUUGUUACUCAAUGGUUUGUAAAUAUCCCUCAUGCUUUCCACCAAUGAAAACCUUUAGUUGUACGGAAAACAGCAGCUCCCAAAUGAUAUAUUCUUAGGUAUACAUCAAUUUUUCAAUAUCUAUUUUUGAGACAGAUUUACUGAUAAAAUGUUUUUUUUUUUAUUUUAAUCUUUAGAUCAAUUGUUGUUAUUCUAUUUUAUACAUCAUUAGUAUCUUGUGUUAGAAUUGUGCUCGUAAUACUAAUUUUAACUUUAGCAAGUAAAACAGACAUUUAAAGAUUAUUUUCAUGUGCAGCAUAUUAACAGUUUGCCAAAUGAAUGAUGCCUUAAAUGUAUACAUUUUUUGUUCCCCUCAAGAGCAAGUUUUUCCUUUUUACAUAAUUCCUAUUGUAAUAAUUUUGGUAGUUUCUGUGUUUCCCAAUUUUGAACUACAUAGUUUUGUUUUUAAUAUUUAUUUCAUAAUAAAACAUGAAAUGUUGUUAUCUUUUCUUUUAGUUAUGAAUAUGUCUGUAUUUUCUGUAAAGAGUAUUUUUCAUAAAAACAAAAAACACAUCUGCCCAAAACAUUUAUGAUCAAUGGUAAAAUAAAACCAAUAAUAUUAACUAAAAUGUAAUUGGUACAACAAAAACUCUCUGAAAUUAAACAUUUUUUCACAAUUUAUUGCAUAUGGUGCAGAAUAUCCACUGACAUCACAAGAUGACUUCAGACAUAGCACUGGCAAUGCUUAUCUGGUCUAAUGAACCGGUUUCUUAGGCAAUUAAGAGCUGAUCUGUAAGGUUCGGAAAGAAGCUCAAAAAGCAUUCAUGAACUUCUCAAAGGAGGCAUCUACUACUCUUUAAGAGAGAGCUACCUUAUUU